Cuscuta campestris is the source of this 952-nucleotide messenger RNA. The record is from the annotation of a GenBank genome assembly. NCBI's taxonomy places the organism in Eukaryota, Viridiplantae, Streptophyta, Magnoliopsida, Solanales, Convolvulaceae.
CAACUUAUCAAAUCGUUCAUCAUUCUCUCUUCUUCUAGCGUUUGAUGGCAAGGGGCUGACUGCGAGAUGGAAAUCGACGAUGACGAUGAAGAUGGCGGCGGAAUCAGCCGCCCAAAAUUCCAGUAAUUUGAUUUUGGCGGCGGAAAGGACUCGCCGAAGAGAUCCGACGGAUAAUUUCCGGUACUACAACGGCGGUUGGAACCUUUCCAAUCCACACUACUUUGCUUCGACAGGUUAUGCUUCCCUAGGCCCUUUCGUCACCGCAGUUUUAUGGUUCAUCAUUUUUCCAAUGUGGGUUUUCUGUAUGUGUAUACGAUGUUGCUGUUGUCCACGCAAGACUUAUGGCUAUUCUCGACAUGCCUAUAACUUGUCCCUCAUUUUUCUCAUCCUCUUAACUAUUGCGGUCAUAGCAGGAGGUGUGUUUAUAUUCGUUGGCCAAGCAAGAUUUGAGAAAAGCAUUUCUAAUCUAAUCAGCUAUGUUCUGCACAGAGUAGACACAGUUGUUGGUAACAUCAUGGACUUGUUUAAUAAUAUGUUAGCAGCCAAGGAUGUUGGGGUUGGACAGAUUUCCUUGCCUGAAAAACAGAAGAACGAUGUUGACCAAAUCGGAAGUACAAUCAAUGGAGUAUACCAGAGUUUUCGUGACUUCACUACCAAGAGUGGAAAUGAUGUCAUUAGCUAUCUAAAUCCCCUAAAACUAAUCCUCAUUACUCUUGCUACUAUCGUCAUUCUCGUGGCAUUCCUUGGGCUCUGUAUGCUUCUUUCCCCUCAUCUUGUUUUCUUUUGACAAUAACAUAAUUCAACUGAACAAUAAAUUUGUCUCCAAAAAGCAUUCAUGUUUCUAAAAUAAUAAGCCUCUUCAAAAACAUUGCUCUUUUCUACGUGUGAAGUACUAGUAUUAGUGAGUAUUACAUAUUACACCCUCCGUCCUGAAAAAAGUUCGGCUUACGGU